Molecule: messenger RNA, 1388 nt
Organism: Chiloscyllium plagiosum (whitespotted bambooshark)
Lineage: Eukaryota; Metazoa; Chordata; Chondrichthyes; Orectolobiformes; Hemiscylliidae
Source: RefSeq, a predicted model, not a curated record
AUUCACUCCUGGCCCCGUCCCUCCCACCCAGAGAGAGAGAGAGACCAUCCCAUCCCCGAAACAAUUUCCACAAUCUGCAGGAUGUCUCCGUCGGUUUGGCAACUGGGGUGGGCGUGGGGGAGGGGCGGUUUUUGGGAAGAUGGUGGCACAGCAGGAUCCCGUUGCAGCAGAGAGCAUAUCUGUUGGUUGAGAGGCAUGGACUGCCUUGUCAGGGAGAGCAGCCAGGUUAUGACCUUGCUGCUGUACUGCAGUGGUUUGCCCAGCGAGUGGAUCGCAUCAUCCUCCUGUUCGAUGCCCACAAACUGGAGAUCUCGGAUGAAUUCUCGGAAGCGAUCCGGGCGCUGAAGGGGAACGAGGACAAGAUCCGAGUGGUGCUGAACAAAGCCGACCAGGUGGACACCCAGCAGCUGAUGCGGGUCUACGGGGCCCUGAUGUGGUCACUCGGUAAAGUCAUCAACACGCCCGAGGUCAUGAGGGUCUACAUCGGCUCCUUCUGGUCCGAACCCCUCCUCAUCUCCGAGAACCGGAAGCUCUUUGAGCUGGAGGAGCAGGAUCUGUUCCUGGAUCUGCAGAACCUGCCUCGGAACGCUGCCCUGCGGAAGCUGAAUGACCUGGUGAAGAGAGCCCGGCUCGUGAGGGUCCAUGCCUAUAUCAUGAGCUACCUGAAGAAGGAAAUGCGCGGUGUCCUCAGGAAGGAGAAUAAGAAGAAGCAGCUGAUCUCCAAUCUGCCAGAGAUCUUCAGGAACAUCCAGUUGGAGCACCACAUCUCAGCAGGAGAUUUCCCAGACUUUGAAAGGAUGCAGGUCAGUCCCAUCUCAUUCCACUCGGGUGAGGGGCAGGGGGAAAAAUCGAUAUUUGUGAAAGUAACCUCUCUGUUCCUUUGUGUCUCCUCAUGUGUUCUGCAGUUAAUCAGAAACCCCCUCUAUCAUGACAAAGCAUCUGUUCUAACUCUAACCCAUCAACAGAACUGUUGUCACCAGAAACAUUUCACUCCAUUGCCCUGCACAGGUCCUUUUCCAGAGUUGUUUUGCUUUUAUUUCAGAUUCCCAGAACCUGCAGGAUUUUGUUCUGGGAAUAAUGAUCCUAUUCUAACUGCCGAUGGAAUUCUGUGGUAAUAUUUUAGUCGUGGGCAGCUCCUUCAUCUAAUUCCUUGCCCAGGUCAACCAGCCAUCUUUGUAAAAAAAUGUGUUCUCAGCACAUGGCCAUUCCUGGCUGGGCCGGCAUUAAUUGCCUAUCCCUAGUUGCCCUGCAGAAGGUGAUAGUGAGCUGCUUUCUUGAAUCAGUGUCGUCCUCGGGUUUAGGUGUACCCGUGGUAGCAGAGUAACUUUUAUUUGUCAUUUCUACCAUAUACAACUGAUCCAGUUAAAACGAGACAGCGUUCCUCCAGG